AUGUCUCUGCGUCCUCGUCAGACGUCUAUCGCACCUGCACCACAGCUCAGUUUCCGUACUUCUCUUGCGCCUCAGUCAACCAGCCUCGAUUAUUGGUGGCCAUAUGGACCGAAUGGAGUCAAUCCUACAACCACUGAUACUCCUGUUUCGACCAGUACCGCUGAAAUGGAAACGGCUGAUUUUGGAGACGAGUUGCCCACAAGAACUACAAGUUUGAGCUCAAUUACAGUCGUUCCUUCUUCAACAUCCCACAAAUCGCCCUCUUCUAGCACGAAAAUUGAUGAAACAAUCAACGACAGUCCGAGCAAAGAAACGGGGAUUACUGGACCAAUAACUUCCGGGGAUGACACAUUCAACGUUGUGACACUUCUGCCCCUGUUUAUAAUCCUGGCUGUACUGGUUAUUGCCACCCUAGUAGGGUGGACCUAUGGAAGAUGUAUCAAUCGUUGCAGACGUGGUGGAGAACCAGACCCAGAAGGACUGGAUAUCGGUGGAAAACCAUAUGAGGGCGUCAGCUAUGAACAUGAUACAAUCGGAGCAUUGCGAUCAAUCGGAGUCAGCUGGGUGGAUGCAUCCCGCAUACACAGUCGAUCUAGCAUGGGCUCUGGCGGCUACUACCCUAUCCAAGAAGUCUCUGUUAAUGGGGAGGCAGGGGCAUCACUGAAUUGCAUCUCCGACGAGCGGGGAGCUCGAAGUUGGUUUCAAUCACUGUCCGGACGAAGUCGUAGUAUUAACUUGCCCAGUGGAGAGAGUGUCCUUAAUCCCCCGUCGACAUAUUGGACUCACGUUCAUCAGUGGCCUGCUGGUGAAAUUCAAACCCAGGACUCUAGCUCUGGUUUUCAUCCAUUGCCUACUCAUAUGCAAUCUCCAAAAACAUUACGAAUGGUUGUUGCGUCACCCACCACUGGAUCAACCUUUCCUUCGCCAAUAUCAAGUUUCCGAUCAACCCCACUUCUCUCAGCCUCUCGGCAUGUAUCUCUUCGUAGGAACAUCGCAGACAAGGUUAAGGCAGACGAUAGCAGUAAACUCGCGAUGACUGGGGGGUUAUUGGAUACCUUCAGGAAUAUUAACCAGGAAGGGAGCCAACGUACAUCGUUAUAUGAAGAUCCAGCUGAGCUCAAAGGUGGAGUCUAUACGCGAUGCGUCGGUCGUCGCUACAAGUCGUCGGAUAUUGGUUCUAAUUCCUCAGCAUGGUCCCCUGAUCCAGAAAGGCACCAUGAACGAAUGCACAGACUCCGUAUUGCUGCAGAAGCUCCACAUCGCGUGACACCUGUUUCAGAAUUUUCGCUAGACUCACUAGGGCCCCAGAAUACCAAACAUCCUCUUCCACCGGCUCCUGCGGUAUUGCUCUCUCCGCCUCUUCAGCCUCACUUGUUUUUUACCCGGACUAACUCUGAUGAUUCGGGGUGCGAUGCAGCCUCCAAAAAUGCUAUUGCUAAGCCUAAUUUCACUCGCCGCGAUUCGAGCGGGAAUCCGAGCAGGCGCUCCAAGAGAAUCAAUGUCAGCAACGAUGAUUCGUUCGGACCGCGCCUUCCACCAGACCCAACAAACCCUCGUAUACGGAAAGGGAAGGUUCGCGCUCACGGACCGAUAGAGUCUACAGAAACAUUGCCUCUGAGCCCUGAACUAAGGGGGGCUGCGAUGACGAAACUCAACAAGAUUGUCAGGUCGCAUUGGAGUAUCCGUAAUUUGGACGGGGUACCACUGAGUCCAACAUUUUAUGGGGCGCUCACUCCACUCGUGGGCCAUGCAUAUUCAGAAGACGAAUUUAACCAAACAAACAUCGAAGCAACUCUACUUGCUAAACCCUAA
Molecule: messenger RNA, 1812 nt
Organism: Rhizoctonia solani
Lineage: Eukaryota; Fungi; Basidiomycota; Agaricomycetes; Cantharellales; Ceratobasidiaceae
Exons: 1
Coding region: 1-1812 (603 amino acids)
Source: RefSeq, a predicted model, not a curated record